AUGGGGCUGGAGAGGCUUUCCCCGGGGAUGCUCGCGUGGCUGGCGGCCACGGGGGCUGUCCUCUGCGCGGAACUAGGGGUCUGCGCUGGCCUCGACUAUGAAUACACUUUCGGUGGCUACGGAGAGGAUGAGGCGGAGACGCUGGACUACAAGGACCCGUGCAAAGCCGCUGUGUUUUGGGGUGACAUUGCCUUAGAUGAUGAAGAUUUAAAUAUCUUUCAAAUUGAUAGGACAAUUGACCUUACACAGAACCCCUUUGGAAAAUUUGGACACACCACAGGUGGAUUUGGAGACCAUGGUAUGUCAAAGAAACGAGGGGCCCUCUACCAGCUUAUAGACAGAAUAAGAAGAAUUGGCUCUGGCUUGGAGCAAAACAACACAGCUAAGGAAAAAUUACCACUAAAAUUCUCAGGGCAAAAUGAGAAAAAUAGAGUUCCCAGGGCUGCUACAUCAAGGACUGAAAGAGUGUGGCCUGGAGGUGUUAUUCCUUACGUCAUAGGAGGCAACUUCACUGGCAGCCAGCGAGCCAUGUUCAAGCAGGCCAUGAGGCACUGGGAAAAACACACAUGUGUGACUUUCAUUGAAAGAGGGGAUGAAGAGAGUUACAUUGUAUUCACAUAUAGGCCUUGUGGAUGCUGCUCCUAUGUAGGUCGGCGUGGAAAUGGGCCUCAGGCAAUCUCUAUUGGCAAGAACUGUGAUAAAUUUGGAAUUGUUGUUCAUGAACUGGGCCAUGUGAUAGGCUUUUGGCAUGAGCACACGCGACCAGACAGAGAUAACCAUGUGACUAUCAUACGGGAAAACAUCCAGCCAGGUCAAGAGUACAAUUUUCUGAAGAUGGAGCCUGGGGAAGUGAACUCGCUCGGAGAAAGCUAUGAUUUUGACAGCAUCAUGCAUUAUGCUAGGAACACCUUCUCAAGGGGGAUGUUUCUGGAUACCAUUCUCCCCUCACGCGAUGAUAAUGGCAUUCGUCCAGCAAUUGGUCAGCGAACCCGCUUAAGCAAAGGAGAUAUUGCACAGGCAAGAAAGCUGUAUAGAUGUCCAGCAUGUGGAGAAACCCUACAAGAAUCCAAUGGCAAUCUUUCCUCCCCAGGAUUUCCAAAUGGCUAUCCAUCUUAUACACACUGCAUCUGGAGAGUCUCUGUGACCCCAGGAGAGAAGAUUGUUUUAAAUUUUACUACAAUGGACCUAUACAAAAGUAGUUUGUGCUGGUAUGAUUAUAUUGAAGUAAGAGAUGGGUACUGGAGGAAGUCACCUCUCCUUGGUAGAUUCUGUGGGGACAAAUUGCCUGAAGUUCUUACCUCUACUGAAAGCAGAAUGUGGAUUGAGUUUCGCAGCAGCAGCAAUUGGGUGGGAAAGGGCUUUGCAGCAGUCUAUGAAGCUAUCUGUGGAGGUGAGAUACAUAAAAAUGAAGGACAGAUUCAGUCUCCUAAUUAUCCUGAUGACUACAGGCCAAUGAAGGAAUGUGUGUGGAAAAUAGCAGUGUCAGAAGACUGCUACGUCGGCCUGAUCUUUCAGGCCUUUGAGAUUGAAAGACAUGACAAUUGUGCCUAUGACUACCUAGAAGUUCGAGAUGGAACCAAUGAAAGUAGUCCUUUGAUAGGACGUUUUUGUGGUUAUGAUAAACCUGAAGAUAUCAGAUCUACCUCCAAUACCUUGUGGAUGAAGUUUGUUUCUGAUGGAACUGUGAACAAGGCAGGGUUUGCUGCCAAUUUUUUUAAAGAGGAAGAUGAGUGUGCCAAGCCUGACCAUGGCGGCUGUGAGCAGCACUGUCUGAACACGCUGGGCAGCUACCAGUGUGCCUGUGAGCCUGGCUAUGAACUGGGACCCGACAGAAGGACCUGCGAAGCGGCUUGUGGCGGACUUCUCACAAAGCUGAAUGGCACUAUAACCACUCCAGGAUGGCCCAAGGAGUACCCUCCCAACAAACACUGUAUAUGGCAAGUGGUCGCACCAACACAGUACAGAAUUUCUAUGAAAUUUGAGUUUUUUGAAUUGGAAGGCAAUGAAGUAUGCAAGUAUGAUUAUGUGGAGAUUUGGAGUGGUCUAUCUUCUGAGUCUAAAUUGCAUGGCAAAUAUUGUGGUGCUGAAGUGCCUGAAGUGAUCACAUCCCAUUUCAACAAUAUGAGAAUAGAAUUCAAAUCUGACAAUACUGUAUCCAAGAAGGGCUUCAAAGCACAUUUCUUCUCAGACAAAGAUGAAUGUUCUAAGGAUAAUGGCGGGUGUCAACAUGAGUGUGUCAACACAGUGGGAAGCUACCUGUGUCAGUGCCGAAAUGGAUUUGUGCUGCAUGAAAAUAAGCAUGAUUGCAAGGAAGCUGAGUGUGAACAGAAGAUCCACAGUCCAAGUGGCUUCAUCACUAGUCCCAACUGGCCAGACAAGUACCCAAGCAGAAAAGAAUGCACAUGGGAAAUCAGUGCCACUCCUGGUCAUCGAGUCAAAUUAGCCUUUACUGAAUUUGAGAUUGAGCAGCAUCAAGAAUGUGCUUAUGAUCAUUUGGAAGUAUAUGAUGGAGAAACAGAUAAAUCACCAGUUCUUGGACGACUGUGUGGGAACAAGAUACCAGAGCCCCUUGUGGCUACUGGAAAUAACAUGUUUGUUCGGUUUGUCUCUGAUGCAUCUGUUCAAAGAAAAGGUUUUCAAGCCGCACAUUCUACAGAGUGUGGUGGCAGACUGAAAGUGGAAUCAAAACCCAGAGAUCUGUACUCACAUGCUCAGUUUGGUGAUAACAACUACCCAGGACAAGUUGAUUGUGAAUGGCUCUUAGUGUCAGAACGGGGCUCUCGACUCGAAUUAUCCUUCCAGAUUUUUGAAGUGGAAGAAGAAGCUGACUGUGGCUAUGACUACGUUGAGCUCUUUGAUGGUCUUGACUCAACAGCAGUGGGGCUUGGUCGAUUCUGUGGAUCAGGGCCACCAGAAGAAAUCUAUUCAAUUGGUGAUACAGUUUUAAUUCAUUUUCAUACUGAUGACACAAUCAGCAAGAAAGGAUUUCAUAUAAGAUACAAAAGCAUCAGAUAUCCAGAUUCCCCACAUACCAAAAAAUAA
Budorcas taxicolor (takin) is the source of this 3042-nucleotide messenger RNA. It is a transcript of the gene TLL1, whose product is annotated as tolloid like 1. Gene Ontology annotation, biological process: proteolysis. The transcript is spliced from 21 exons. NCBI's taxonomy places the organism in Eukaryota, Metazoa, Chordata, Mammalia, Artiodactyla, Bovidae. The record is from RefSeq and is a predicted model, not a curated record. Bases 1 to 3042 code for a protein of 1013 amino acids. Gene Ontology annotation, molecular function: metalloendopeptidase activity; zinc ion binding; calcium ion binding.